Molecule: messenger RNA, 6145 nt
Organism: Sipha flava (yellow sugarcane aphid)
Lineage: Eukaryota; Metazoa; Arthropoda; Insecta; Hemiptera; Aphididae
Exons: 20
Coding region: 993-6059 (1688 amino acids)
Biological process (GO): regulation of transcription by RNA polymerase II
Cellular component (GO): nucleus
Molecular function (GO): RNA polymerase II cis-regulatory region sequence-specific DNA binding; DNA-binding transcription factor activity, RNA polymerase II-specific; zinc ion binding
Source: RefSeq, a predicted model, not a curated record
UCGGUGUGAUUAUACACCGUUCCGCGUUGAAUGGCGGCGGCCGCCUUUAUCCCGUGCGCCCGACCCGACUGCGCCGCACACGCCCGCACGCCGGUCCGCUCUUACGCGCACGUGGACGCAGGCAAGGCCUCUCCGUCGCACGAGUCGUUUUCGACCGUUUCUUCCGGCCGACCGCGUGACGUCCGUUAACCGCGCGGCACCGCCGUCGAACGGAUUUCGUCGUUUUCAUUUUAUUUUAUUUUCAUUUUUUUCACAACAUUUUCCCGCCGCGACGAGAAUUAAUAAUAAUCAUAUGACCGUGUGAUGUGCCGACAGCAAUAAUUGUACCGCGAAAAUACCGCCGUCGGUACGCCGUUAGUUUUUCCGGUGUCGAGUUCGGACGCGUGUUCGUUUCCCGUUCCCCGUCGGCCACGGCCCGCCCGUCAGCGCGCGAGUUUUCAAUAUUUAUAUAUUUUUUCUUUUUAUACGUUUUUUCUACGUUUCAUUUUCCCCUCCUCAGCCGCUUCGCCCGCCACCACCGUUUUUUCGUUUUAUAUUUUUUAUAAUAUAAUUUUUCAAUAAGCACGGGACGUCUGCGGAAAAACACGGGUUAUUGAUUGGGCCGCGAGCGGAGUUUUUGUUUUCUCUCGCCGUUCGUGGCGCGCGCGCUUCCCGCUACCGCCACCGACGACGACGACGACGACUACGACGACGACGACGACGACUACGACUACGACGACGGCGACGAGUGUUUUUCCGCGAACUCUUUUCAACCACUCCUCGGCGCGUCCCGUCACCCGGGUCACGAUCGUCGCGCGCCUUACCGCCGCCGCCGCCGCUGACCGGUCGCACUAUCGCUGGUGCUCACUGUGCGCCGCGCGACAUGCACCGCCGUGCGUGUGCAACCGAUGCAGCAACCGAGAAAAUGAUGAAAAAUAUACAAAUAAGACUUAAAAGUUCAUAUUGCAACUGCUGCGUACAAGGAAAAGAUAAAAUUCUCCCAUCAAAAUAAAAUGACCGCAAAGGAGUGUUUCGAGUUCAACACAACCAUGAUCAAACCUAAAUCUAAACACACCAUAAGGCACAUCUUGGAAUUACCAUCCGGAUCGCCGCCAUCCAAACGUCCUGCGGCCAAACCUCCGGAUGCCCCUUGGAUGAAGCGAAGAAAACUAAUACUGCCACCAGUUAACAAACAGAAAUACUUGGAACCUUCACCUUGGUUACAGACCAAUUUUCCGUUUAAGGCGUUUCAGCACAAACUCGCCACUGACACUGCUGGUCCAGAAGACCUGUCAGUGCGGCGGGUAAAAUAUACUCAAACAAUGAGCAAAGAAGAAAAACUCCCAUCCAAUGGCGUGGGGUAUGCAGCCCAUCAGGUCGACGGACAAAUGUUAACGUCGAAACGUAAGUCGACGGGGGACGGAGUGGUGGCGUGCAACAAAACGCAGACCCCGGUGGAUGAGACGUUCGCGCACAAGAAAAGAAGACGAGCGCUGAAACAGAUGCAGGAGAUGGCCGCGGACAAAGAAAAAGGAUUGUCCGAACAGCAACAGCAAGACAGCGGAAACAACAGCAGUACGCAACAGAAAACGAUGAUGUUGCCGAAAAAACGGCCGCUGGUCGGUCAACCGGUGGUUGGCACGGCCGCGGUGGUCGCGGCCACGGCACAACAGUUGGCCGCGGUCGUUGCCGUGCCGAAGAAACAAGCAAAGGCCAGUGGUGACGAGGCGGUGGACGACGAGACGCUGAUACGCGAGACGGAAGCAGCACUGAAGAGUCUGUCGGGCGGAUGGCCGGGCCCGCGACACUCGUUCUACCGGACAGGGCAUCACGACGACGACCGGUACGAGUCACCCGCGUUCGUCAACCUGUUCGACGAAAAGAAAAACGGCGGCGGCGUGCACCCUCCGCCACCACCACAAACCGCCAAAGUGGACGAGAACAAGAACACGUUCGACUCGAGAACGCCGCCAACCGCUCCAUCACUACAGCAGCCACCGCAACAACAGCGCCGGGACAUCGACAAUUUGCUCAACAAGAUGGACCAUCAGAAGGACUGCAGCGAAAAUAACAAGAAACCCGACAAAUACACACCGUCGAAAUACGAGCCGGACUUCAACGAACUGGUGGACGACUCGUCCGACGAGCUCGAAAUUGACAUGUCGGCCGACGGCAGUAACGGCGCGGGUGGUGUCGGCGACAAGGAAGACGAUGACGGGCCGACGACGGGGGACCGGCUCCGGCGCAAAUUGGACGUGGACCGGCGGAACAACAACAGUCACAUGCGCGCGGACGAGAUGACCGGGCUAAAACACGAGUCCGAUUCCACGUCGUACGACGCGUACCUGAUGGACAAGACGGCGUUCUCCGCGUUCCGGCCGGUCUCCGGCUGUGAAUCCAAGGAUCCCACGCGGCUCGAUUUGCCCACCGCCGUUGGAGCUGCCAUGUCCCCGCUGGGUCCCUACCCACCGGCCGGUGCCACGUUCGUGGUCGGCUAUACCGGUCCCGCAGGGCUGGUGACCAACGGCGGAGGACCUCACGGUUCGCCGGCGGCCAAACUGUCACCGGGCGGUGGCAACAUGAGCGGCGUUGUCGGCAACGUCUGCAUACCGGUCACCACUGUGAAACCGGUGUGCGUCAAGAUGGAGGACGACGGUGGCGCGGUGGACUGCAAGCCGGACGGACCGGUGAAAAUGGACGCGGCCAGCCCACUCUCCAAACAGUAUACGAUUCUCCAGCCAGCCGGAGCCGACUCCAGAGCGGCCACCGCUCUUCAGGACGUGGCCAGGGAAGGCGUGCUCGGCGCGUCCGUGGUCAGCGGCGCGGCGGCGGCCGGCAGUCUGUCGCCCAGGACUGCGGCCGGCACGCCGAAACUCAACGUCAUGGACGGCGGCCAGCUGAUGCCUCCCGGAUGCAUGAACAACAAAGAUGGAAAUAAAUGUCCCACGCCGGGGUGUACCGGUCAAGGCCACAUCACAGGAUUGUAUUCGCAUCACAGAAGCUUAUCGGGAUGUCCUCGUAAGGAUAAAGUGACGCCAGAAAUUCUGGCCUUGCACGAAACAAUCCUAAAGUGUCCCACUCCCGGAUGUAACGGCAGGGGACACGUGAACUCGAACCGAAACACGCAUAGGAGCCUGUCGGGCUGUCCAAUAGCGGCGGCCAACAAACAGGCGUUGCGAGAACGGCAAAAAAAACUGUCUCAACAGCACAUCGCCUCGCUAACAGUGUGCAACAGCGGCAACGGCGUAGCACUCGAACAACAGUACAAACUUAGCAUGGGCAGCAUGAAGGACCCGUCUUACCAGCAGAUGCAAACCACUGGCGGCGGCCACUACGGUGACCACUGCGACGGUAGUGGUCCGAACGGCCGGUCGCCCGAAUAUUUGUCGGCCGCGUCGUACUACGGCGGCACGACCGCGGUGGUCGGCGCUAAGGCUACGGUUAAACCGGUGAAGAUGAUUCGCAAGGACGACGUCGGUGGUGGCGUGGUCGACAUGGAAGACGAAAAACCGGACCCGAAACAGCUGCACCUGAAAACCGAAAUGGGAUGCUGCGGCAGUGACGGCCCCACGCCUGGGCCGCAGGAUGACGCCAUGACAAUCAAGUCGGAAAUGCAUUCGACCGGUUCGUGUCGCUCAGUAACACCUCCGUGCAGUCGGCACACUCCUAUGACUAUGUCGUCGUCGUACGACCACUGCCACGAUUCCAAUUCUUCGUCCAUGUCCGGCAGCAUGGACGCUAUUAACCAUCACCAACAACAGCAUCAGCAACAACAACAACAACAACAACAACAACAGCAACAACAACAACAAAUACAACAACACAGCAACGGUGGAAUGUCAGCUCCGUCACCGCUUCAACAACAACAACAACUUAGCUCUUCCGGGUCAUACAUGAUGUUGGAUAACAACUCUAGACUACAACACAGGCCGUACGAGCCGCAGCAGAUUAACGGCAGUGGACAACAACAACAACAACAACAACAACAACAACAACAAGACAUGUACAACAGGUCGGCGGCUGCUGCCGCGACGGCCGCUUCGGUGGCUGUUGACCGAAACUACGUGCUAACCAACAUUAACCGGCCGUCACCGUCGUAUUCCACGGAAGUGCCAACCCGAUCUUCGUACGACCAUGUUCGGCCACCGUCAUACCCGAACCCGCUAAAUGCAGCCGUGGCCGCUGCCGCUGCAGCAUACGCCGACCGUUACGAGUCCGACCAGUCGUGCCAACGAUACUCUUCCGAGUACGGCGACUCAGCCGUGUACCAACCGCAUCAGAUGAUCAUGAAGCCCGAACAUCCCGUGCAAAUGGACAACGCCAUCGAACCACCUCUCUAUCCCAGGCCGCUGUACCAAUACGAAGGAACUAAUCCUCCGCCCACAUCUGCCGGCCCGGUAGUUCAAUCGGGUUUUCCCACAGCAGCAGCGAUCAAUCUGUCGGUGAAGUGCAUCGCUGCUGCGAGUACCGGGAUGAAGCCACUUCCGCUACCGCUGCCGCUACCACUCACCCGGUCACCAGGCACCAUGUCAGUCAUGGACCUGUCCACGUCCAGCGUCACUUCGACAAGUCCACAGACUGUCACGUAUUCAAACAGCCUGAGCCCGCACCAUUACGCAGGAGCCGCUGGACAUCGCACCAGCCCGAAUACUUCAACAUCCAGUCCGCAGGUCAAUCAGGUGCCAAGUCCUCAAGGCCAGACUUUAGAUCUAAGCGUCAACAGGGCACCUGGCAGACUUGUGUUUCCUGGCGGGCCGCCUAAUGGAUACAGCAGGGAGUCGACACCCGAGAGCGGAGGUUCUCAUUACAUGGACCAUUACAGGGACGUCAACGGGUACACGUCUCUGAGCCCUCAUCCCGGAUACCCGAUGCCGGAGUAUGCAAAUGGUUACUCGACCCCGUACAGCACAUCAGCUUACUCGUGUGGCUAUUCAACCGGCACCUAUCAGCAAGGUGCUCCGCCAAACGGGUUCUCGCAAAACCCGUGUUACAGCAUGCCGCCACCUCAGCAAGACAAACUUUCGGUCUCGUCCAAAGACGACAGCAUUUCUGUUUGUGCAAGAAGUGAUCGUUCUUCAUCACAACCAGGAAUAUCUUCAACACAUUCACAAGAGCUUAAAUGCCCAACACCAGGCUGUGAUGGAUCUGGUCAUGUAACAGGAAAUUAUUCUUCUCAUCGAUCCUUAUCUGGAUGUCCUCGAGCAAAUAAGCCAAAAAGUAAACCACGAGAUGGUCAAGAUUCUGAACCACUUAGAUGCCCUAUACCUGGAUGUGACGGUUCUGGACACGCUACUGGUAAAUUUCUAUCGCAUAGAAGUGCAUCUGGCUGUCCAAUUGCAAACCGUAACAAGAUGCGUGUUCUUGAAAGUGGAGGAACUGUUGAACAACAUAAAGCUAAUAUAGCUAAACUGCAACAACAACAACAUCAUCACCAGCAAUCUGAACAAACUGUCUGUGAACCAUCACACCUAAAUCCCAGUCCAUUUCUUCAUCGAGGUGCACCAACCCUUAGUGUUUGUCAUCCUUCUGCGUCAAAUUUAGCAUCCGGCAAGAAACCAAUUCCAUCAAAUGCCGCUGAUUCAUUAUAUCAUCACAUGUACGGCUCGAAACAACUUCAUAAUGAUUGUAAUAUGGGGAACGGUGGUGAAGAUCUCUUUACUUUGGAUGCUGAAAUAACAGAAUUGCAGCGAGAAAAUGCACGCGUCGAAUCCCAAAUGUUGAGAUUGAAGACUGACAUCAAUGCUAUGGAGGCUCAUCUUCGACACGGGGAUAAGGAAACACAAAUCUUAUCUCAACGACAAAGUUCCCAUUUGAAUGGGUACUAUGAAAACCUAAGGAACAAUAUGAUGACAUUUUUGGAACAAGUUCGAUGUCCUGAUGGACAAUCAGGUUCCGAAAAGACUCAAGAACACUUUGACAGUUAUCUGACCAAGUUACAGACCUUGUGCAAUAAUCCAAAUUCCGAAUAUGUAGGCUAUAAUCAUUUGAGUUCAUCAACUUCAGAUGAUAACCGUCCCCUUUAUGAAACAGUUAAAUCAACUAUACAAGACUAUAAUGUGUUACCGCCAACAGUUAUGUAGAAUGAAGCCUAUAAUUACUAUAAUUGGUAGUUGGUCUAAAAACUUUCAAAUAUUAAGUAACAUUAAUAAUUAUUAUUAUAUUGUUA